Molecule: messenger RNA, 1567 nt
Organism: Aspergillus pseudonomiae
Lineage: Eukaryota; Fungi; Ascomycota; Eurotiomycetes; Eurotiales; Aspergillaceae
Exons: 2
Coding region: 479-1336 (285 amino acids)
Source: RefSeq, a predicted model, not a curated record
GAUGAAAGCACCGCCCUCGAGAUCUCAUGACAGUACAGAGAAUCAUCAUGCCCCUCCAUUUCCUUCCCGUAAUAUCGAGGUGGCUGUAGGUCUGCUUGGACUUUCUACUGGUUUUAAUCCGAAUGUAAAGUGGUGCCAAUGAAAGCCCAGAGCUUUGGUCAAGUCUCAACAGUCGCCAGGAUUAUUCGCUCGCUAUAAGUGCCCAAUCUGCCCACAUCUUUGGGCAUCUGCGCCAGUUCAUAGUCGAUGGUAGUCUACCUUCGGGCGAGUAGUAGCAUCUUCCACCUUAAUGGCUUCAUGCCGCCCCUCUGCAGCUUGUUCAAGUGCUUAUAAUUGAACUUCUUACUCUGUGUGAACCUCUACUUCUUUGUACUGCUUCUGUUGCAUAUACUUCUUAUGAACCCUUAGUACUGUCCCAGUACCAGUGACAACUUCAUAUUCUAUGCACUCAUUUCCCUUCAUCUUUUUAUGAACCUGGAUGUUCCAGACUAUGUCUUUGUCAACACCGUAUACAUGCUCAUUCUGUGGGCAAGUAUCACACAACACUAGUACACUUGCUGCUUUUGCCGAUGAUUUUAAUUGUAGCCAGUGCGGCUUGUCAGCAGCCGAAGGUAAUCUGCAAAUGCAAGAAGACCUUGUGGCACUUUUCUCCCGGCAAAUGCGUAUGGAUAUACCAAUACCGUCUGGCAGUCAGGAGAUGCCACCAGCCGUCCAUCCUCCGGUCGCGUACAGUAUCACCCAACACUAUCAUCACUCCUCGCAUGUGGCCCGCUGCACCUUUCCAGCAGGAUCACCAGAGCAGGAUGAGCCCUUGGAUCCUAACGUGACUCCAAGCUCAGUACAUGAAAUGCUGAGAUUGCAAAACAUCAACCCAUCAUCCCUUACUCCCACACAGCUACAGUUAUUUGAGAAUGCAAUGCCAGAGCAACGAUCACGCUUAAUCCAGAUCUGGCAAAUCUUCCCAGAGUCUAGAGAUGCAUCCACCGACCCAAGCUUGGAGAGGGUGAAACAGUCGAGCUCCGAGCUUUAUGCAUAUUCUUCAGGAGGGGCAGCGAUCAAUGCACAUGAUUCAAACCUAUCAGCUCAUACGGGCUAUACUGAUGAUUUGGACAUGUGUGAUUUAAUGCACGAUGGAGGUAACGAUGAAGAUGGACACCAGUAUGCCGAGCCAUAUAUGAUAUCCGGUUAUGAAGUUCUUGCACAGAGAGACUAUGAGCUAUGUGCAGGUAAAAUUGUGCCUGUGAUGAAUGAGCCGACGACGGGGUCACCAUAUAAGCUGUCAAACGACCCUAUCUACAGGGCUCAGGGUCAUCAAUGGUGGGAAAAGAUACGUUGAAUAUUAGUACAGCACUUUGGAGGAGAUGAAUCGGUAUGCGGCAUGUGGUCUCCUACAACCUAAAUGGCAUUCGUAAAUUCAAGCUUCUCGGGGUUGUAUUAGGGUAAAAGGUUAGAUCCAUAUUUAUUAGAUUGCGAACUAUUAUUUAAUCUCUGAAAUUAUUCUAGCGCGUUGUAAAAGACUCGAUUAUUUCUGGUGGCUAUCGACCUACUGCACACCAGGCGAUGAGUA